Neomonachus schauinslandi (Hawaiian monk seal) is the source of this 792-nucleotide messenger RNA. Its product is annotated as tetraspanin-17-like. Bases 1 to 759 code for a protein of 252 amino acids. The record is from RefSeq and is a predicted model, not a curated record. Gene Ontology annotation, biological process: regulation of vascular endothelial growth factor signaling pathway; protein localization to plasma membrane; protein maturation. The transcript has a single exon. Lineage: Eukaryota; Metazoa; Chordata; Mammalia; Carnivora; Phocidae. Gene Ontology annotation, cellular component: membrane.
AUGCUGGGAGCCCUGCUCCUGGCCAUUGGCCUCUGGGCCUGGGGUGAGGAGGGCGUUCUCUCCAAUAUCUCGGCGCUGACAGAUCUGGGAGGCCUCGACCCUGUGUGGCUGUUUGUAGUGGUUGGAGGUGUCAUGUUGGUGCUGGGCUUUGCCGGCUGCAUCGGGGCACUCCGGGAGUACACCUUCCUGCUCAAGUUUUUCUCAGUGUUCCACAGCCUCAUCUUCUUCCUGGAGCUAGCAACAGGGAUCUUGGCCUUCGUAUUCAAGGACUGGAUUCGAGACCAGCUCAAUUUCUUCAUCAACAAUAACGUCAAGGCCUAUCGGGACAACACUGACCUCCAGAACCUCAUUGACUUUGCUCAGGAAUAUUGGUCUUGCUGCGGAGCCCGAGGGACUAAUGACUGGAACCUCAAUAUCUAUUUCAACUGCACUGACUUGAACCCGAGCUGGGAGCGCUGCAGGAUGCCCUUCUCCUGCUGCAUCAGAGACCCUGCGGAAGAUGUCCUCAACACCCAGUGUGGCUAUGAUGUCCGGCUCAAACUGGAGCUGAAGCAGCAGGGCUCCAUCCACACCAAAGGCUGUGUGGGCCAGUUUGAGAAGUGGUUGCAGGACAACCUGAUCGUUGUGGCUGGGGUCUUUGUGGGCAUCACUUUCCUCCAGAUCUUUGGUGUCUGCCUGGCCCAGAACCUUGUGAGUAACAUCAAGGCAGUGAAGGCCAACUGGAUCAAACAUGAUGAUGGCUACAAACUACUCAAAUAAACAAAACCUUGAAAACCGCUGGCUUACACCCAC